CUUUGGUAAUUGAUGCUGAGACAUGGUCUGAAGAUGCCAAUGCAAAUCUACAGCUUUUAAAACGUGAUGUUGGACGGGUCGUAAAUAAUAGUUCUGGUUAUGAAAAAACUAUGUGGGAAAGAAUUGAGACAGAAUUAGAAGAAGUUGAUAUUGAAAGCCUUGGAUUUGACCAUCCUAUAUGUUCUGGAGUUCUAGAUGUUAAAUCAGAACCUUUCACAAAGAUGCCUGGAUCAUUUUGCGAUAUUUUUAAGGAACCUUUCAAGAAAUACAAGUUAGAUCAUAAUAAUAUGAUAAUAGAUACUUGUAGAGAAAUUAUCCAUAAUGAGGAAUCAAAGAUAAAUUUGGAUGAAGAUUUGAAUGAU
Messenger RNA from Funneliformis geosporum, 362 nucleotides. The record is from the annotation of a GenBank genome assembly. NCBI's taxonomy places the organism in Eukaryota, Fungi, Glomeromycota, Glomeromycetes, Glomerales, Glomeraceae.